AUGAUCGUGGAAGACCUGGAGUCCCUCUGCCCGUGUCCCGAUAAGUUCUCCCUCGCCGCCCGCCCGACGCUCACCUCGCACGUGACGCUUCAGAUGAAACAGGAGGCCUUCUCUGACGCUGCGACAGCAUACUUGGACAAGCUGAAGGAUGAUGGCACAGUGUUGACGCUGAGCAUUCCAUCCGGCGAGAAGACCGGCCCCAGUAAGACUCCCGUCCGCCUGACCGUGACGGAGUCCAAUGAAGAUGUCAACCGCACUGUAGACUCGCUGUCCAUGCCAGAGUGGCAGAAGAUACUGGAGCGGGGCGGGGAUGUGCUAGAAACGGAAACGUUCCACUUCAACCACGUCACAUUCGUAGACCCACCAGCAGCAGGUGGCGAGAUGGUGAUCCUGGACUGCAGCAUGCUCGAGCACGCCAUUGUGUGCGGCCACCACAAGAACGCGGAGCACGCGCGCAAGGCCUUCGCUCUCACUCCCCAGCUGCAAGAAUAUUGUAACAGCGCGCUAGCCAAGGACCCGUACCUGCCGAAAGCCGAGGAGCUGUGCAUCGCGAUGUGCCCUAUCAAGAAGCAGUGGCUCCGCGCCGUGAUGAGUCAACAACUUGGCGGUCCGGGCGGCGCCCAGGCCCAGGUCCUGUUCUACGACUACGGACACAUGCCGACCGUACCCGUCUCCGCGCUGCGCAAGAUGAUGCCUGAGUUCGCGCGAGACAUCCCCGCCGCCGUCUGUACCCUGGUUAUCAAAGGUUAGUGCACCAAUUGUACGUUAGAUGGCGCUGUACCGGCCGGUGGAAAUCCUACAUCGCGCUGUUAAGAUUUUUCCUAGGAUAAUAGGGUUGGGUGAUGGAUUUUGUGUACUGUCCUUGUGGAUCGCUUGGA
Cydia fagiglandana is the source of this 878-nucleotide messenger RNA. RefSeq lists its product as uncharacterized. NCBI's taxonomy places the organism in Eukaryota, Metazoa, Arthropoda, Insecta, Lepidoptera, Tortricidae. The transcript has 5 exons. The record is from RefSeq and is a predicted model, not a curated record. Bases 1 to 750 code for a protein of 249 amino acids.